Messenger RNA from Microtus ochrogaster (prairie vole), 1171 nucleotides. It is a transcript of the gene Lama2, whose product is annotated as laminin subunit alpha-2-like. Bases 77 to 1171 code for a protein of 364 amino acids. Gene Ontology annotation, biological process: tissue development; regulation of cell adhesion; animal organ morphogenesis. Gene Ontology annotation, molecular function: extracellular matrix structural constituent; signaling receptor binding. The transcript is spliced from 8 exons. Lineage: Eukaryota; Metazoa; Chordata; Mammalia; Rodentia; Cricetidae. The record is from RefSeq and is a predicted model, not a curated record. Gene Ontology annotation, cellular component: basement membrane.
AUUUCCUGCUGUCCUGAAUCUUGCUUCUAAUGCACUCAUCACAACCAAUGCAACAUGUGGGGAGAAAGGACCCGAAAUGUACUGUAAGUUGGUGGAGCAUGUCCCUGGGCAGCCUGUAAGGAAUCCUCAGUGUCGAAUCUGCAAUCAAAACAGCAGCCACCCGCACCAGAGACAUCCGAUCACAAAUGCUAUCGAUGGCAAGAACACAUGGUGGCAGAGUCCCAGUAUCAAGAAUGGAGUGGAAUACCAUUAUGUGACAAUUACUCUGGACUUACAGCAGGUGUUCCAGAUUGCCUAUGUGAUCGUGAAAGCAGCCAACUCCCCUCGGCCCGGAAACUGGAUUUUGGAACGUUCCCUGGAUGACGUGGAGUACAAACCCUGGCAGUAUCAUGCAGUGACAGACACCGAGUGCCUGACCCUCUACAAUAUCUAUCCCCGCACUGGGCCACCAUCCUAUGCAAAAGAUGAUGAGGUCAUCUGCACUUCGUUUUAUUCCAAGAUCCAUCCUCUAGAAAAUGGAGAGAUCCACAUUUCUUUGAUUAAUGGGAGACCAAGUGCUGAUGAUCCAUCCCCUGAGCUCCUGGAAUUCACCUCUGCUCGCUAUAUUCGCCUGAGGUUCCAGCGGAUCCGUACCUUGAAUGCUGACUUGAUGAUGUUUGCUCACAAAGACCCCAGAGAAAUAGACCCCAUUGUCACAAGAAGAUAUUACUACUCCGUCAAGGAUAUUUCAGUUGGUGGGAUGUGCAUCUGUUACGGUCAUGCCCGGGCUUGUCCGCUUGAUCCGGCAACAAAUAAAUCGCGUUGUGAGUGUGAGCACAAUACCUGCGGGGCAAGCUGCGACCGCUGCUGCCCGGGAUUCCAUCAGAAGCCCUGGAGAGCUGGGACUUUCCUUACCAGGACUGAGUGUGAAGAGAUAUUUGCAGAGUCUGAAUUAGCACUCUCAGUCCAGAUAAUCUCUUACACCCCCAAAAUAGCCUUUAAACACUCAUCGCCCAAUACGAGAGCCCAGUCAAAGACAGACAUUGUGGGAAAGCAGUCCAAGACUGGAGUCAUGCAAGGAUUCUCAUUGCUUUUGAAAAAACAAGAUGAGAGUCUUGUGACUUCAGAGUCUUCAAAACACAGAAUUGUUCUUGGAAUAUGUUUUCGUGCUUCUCCUCGAUGUAGUGAAUAG